AUGGAAAACAGGAUCUGUGAUUUGCCUGAUGAUUUGCUUUUGCUGAUCCUGGUCCUCGUCCCAACAAAAGUCGCAAUCACCACCACAGUCUUGUCUAAACGAUGGCGUUUUGUCUGGACGAUGCUGCGUCAACUAGAGUUCAAUGAUGAUGGCAGCGAGAGCCUUGGGUGGUUUGUUGACCAGUCACUGCAACUCCAUAAGGCAACAAAACUAAGGAGCCUGGUUGUUAAGCUGGGUCCAAGUUGUACUGUUGAGGUAGAUGUCCGAAAGUGGGUUGAGUACGCAAUUAAUCGCGGUGUGCGCGUGUUAGAUUUCAAACUCCUCUGGACCGCAGAGCCAACAAGCUUUCCUAAGGGUCUUUACACAUGCGACACACUCGUUCAUUUAUCUCUUUCCAAUGAGAUUUUUGUGGAUGUUUCCUCUCAGGCUCGCCUACCAUCCCUCUCACAUCUGAGUCUUCUACACGUGGUGUACAAAGACGAAGACUCUCUUGUUAGGCUUUUAUCAAGCUCCCCUAUUCUCAAUCUUCUAAUGGUUGAACGACAUGAGGAAGACAACUUGACAAAUUUUACUGUGAAAGUGCCUUCCCUACAAAUAUUGUAUUAUGAGACUACUUGGCGCAAGGAUGAUGAUGAAGAUGAUCGACUCACUGGGUCAUUGGUAAUCGAUACCCCUGCAUUAACAGAAUUCUACAUAUUUGACGUCUGGGAUUACUAUUGCUUGAUAGAGAAUAUGUCUUGCCUUGUUGAGGCAUGCAUAAGCUUUGUUCGUAAUCCCGAUGAUAAGUUUUUGAGACAUCUUGUUUCUGCCACACAUCUUCUAUUGUGUUUGACCGAACCAAUGGUUGAGUGUUGUACCGCCAUUAAGUUCUCUUGGCUCAUAGCGUUUUAUCUUCGUCCAGUAAAAUCAGUUGAUUGGUUGGACGCUCUUAUGUUUUUGCUUCAGAAUAGUCCUAAACUAAAAACUCUUAUGAUCAAAACGGAAACUGAGAGUAUCCCACCAUCCUGGAACCAGCCGAAUUCUAUUCCGGGAUGCAUGUCGUCUAAUCUAGAGAUCUUUGGGUGGGUGGACUAUGGAGGAAGAGAGGGCGAGAAACAACUAGUUACAUACAUUCUAGCUAACGCAGAGUCUUUAAAGAAAGUGGAGAUAUCCUUCUUAGAUACCUCUAAUCUUGAAGAGAAACAAAAGGAGUUAGAAUCUUUGCCUAGAAGUUCAUCAUCAUGUCAGCUACUAUUCCCAACUCAAGUGGAAUGGAGGUUUUAG
Messenger RNA from Eruca vesicaria subsp. sativa (arugula), 1263 nucleotides. NCBI's taxonomy places the organism in Eukaryota, Viridiplantae, Streptophyta, Magnoliopsida, Brassicales, Brassicaceae. The record is from the annotation of a GenBank genome assembly.